GAUAUGUAUAAUUUAUAUGGUUAUGAUGAAUACGCAUUGUGUUUUAAUUUUAGAUAAAAUAGAAUUGUGUUGUAUAUGUUACCGGCAGUAUGGAUAAUCCGGUGUUUUGUGAAAUGCCUAGGCAUUAUAUAAAAUGCCAAAAAUCACUCGGAAAUAUGCACAAUACGAACUUUGCCUAGGUAUUAUGUAUAAUGCCAGAAGUGAAAUAGGAAAUAUGAUCAAAAUAAACAAAAUUGGGUAUCGACUAUUACUAGAGCGCGGUUUUUUGCAAGGAUUGUUUUUUAUUUAUUUAAAAUUUACAAAUUAAUUAAUAAUAAAAAUCUAUUAUUUUCAAUCAAUCUAUUAUAAUUUAUAAAGAUAACUGACAAAAAUCCAAAAAUGUGAAAAGAAAAAAAUAUGCAAUUGCAUAGAAAUCUGCGCUUUACCUAUUCAGUAUUCACCAACGACUUUACUUAUCGUUUAUUGUAAAUGCGUGUGCCGGCCGCCGCGUGAUGAUUUGACACAAUAAAGAUAAGAAUCUUAAUCUUUAUUGCAUCAGAUUCAUACCCUACUAUAAAAAUAAUAAUUCUGACGAACUAUAUUGAACAUAUUUUUAUUAUUUUAUCGUCAUUUUCGUAUCUCGUCGCGGUGUGAACUAAAUUGAACAUUCUUAAAAUAAAAACCGUAAAAAUUUGGCUAAUAAUACUAGUUUUUUGUCUGAUGAAAAAUAUAACGAAUUGAUAGAAAUUAUUGCAGAACUUAAAACUGGACGUAAGAAAAAAGAGCCUAAAGACUUCCGUUUAAUCAAAAGUGCAUAGAAAUCCGCGCCUUGAAGCCCUGUAUAUAAAGUAUGAUAUACUGGUUGUACAAGGAAAAACGAAACUUAUAUUCCCUGUAAAAGAUGACAAUGUUGUUCUGUAUUAUGUGCCAACCAGUGAGCUAUUUGAUAUAUUGCAAGCCACACAUGUAUCAAUAGGACAUGGUGGGCGUGAUCGAAUGAUCAAAGAACUUGGUAAUAAAUAUAAAAAUAUAACACGUAGUGAUAUAGAGACAUUUUUGCAUUUUUGUGAACCAUGUCAACAAAAACAAAAAGGCUCGAAAAAAGGAGUGGUAGUUAAACCAAUAAUAUCUCCAGACUUUAAUUCCCGAUGCCAAGUUGAUUUAAUAGACUUCCAGUCUCAUCCUGAUGGAAAAUUUAAAUUUAUUAUGGUGUACCAGGAUCACCUCACUAAAUUUGUUGUUCUCAAGCCCCUCGAAUUUAAACGGGCUGAAGAGGUAGCCUAUAAUAUUAUAGAUAUUUUUACGUUGCUUGGAGCUCCUACUAUUUUGCAGUCUGAUAAUGGACGAGAAUUUUCAAACCAAAUAGUGUCUAAUUUAAGAAACAUGUGGCCCGAAUUAAAAAUAGUACAUGGCAAACCGAGGCACAGUCAAUCUCAAGGUAGUGUAGAACGUGCAAAUCAGGAUAUUGAAAAUAUGUUGACAACGUGGAUGCAAGAUGAAAAAAACCGACACUGGAGCGAAGGACUUCGAUUCAUCCAGCUUAUGAAAAACCGAGCUUAUCAUUCUGGUAUUAAAAUGUCUCCAUAUGAAGCUUUAUUUGGCUGCAAAAUUAAAAUUGGUCUAAACACUUCAAAUUUACCACACGAUGUAAUAAGUACGAUAGAAAAUGAAGAACAGUUAGCUGAAUUAAUUACAGAACAGUCACAAAAAGUCGAAAAUGAAGUAUCAGCUGACACAGAACAUAUCACAGAACAACCACAAAAUAUUGAAAAUGAAGUAACAGAAACAGAAAAAAUUACAGAACAACCACAAAACAUCGAAAAUGAAGCAUUACAUACAGAACAACAAUUAGCUACAACUAUCAAAUUAAAUAACGAAAACGCCAAUAUCAUGCGAACUAGAGCCAAAGAAAAUCUGGAAAAUCAAGCAAAAAAAAUGAUGGCGUGGUCGGAUAAGAAGCUAUUACCGGUGGCAAUUCAUUCAACUGUACGUGUUCCAGUUCCUGAGGUAGAUAAAGGACGUUUAGAUGCAAGAAGUAUACUGGCAAUUGUUUUAGAAGUGACAAGUGAUGGUUUUUAUCGAUUAGGAACUCGGGAUGGAGUUCUGAAGCAGUUAUAUGCCAGAAGUCAGUUUACAGUAUGUCAGAAAAAGCUACUACAAAUUGACGAGGUUCCAAUAGAGACAGAAGUGGCAUUACGAACAGUCGCAAAGGAACAGUCCACAGGAACUGGCCAAGGAUUUUUUAAAUGUAUUUGUAAGACCAAGUGCCAAAAUAAAAAGUGCAUUUGCCUUAAAAAUAAUGUUUUGUGCACUUCAAAAUGUCAUUUUUCUACAACAUGUUGUAAUAAGUAGCUAUUAGUUUAAGUAAAAUGUAUAAAUAAUAUUACUUAAUAAAAUAAUAUAAUACAAUAAUAAUAAUAAUAUCAAUGUAUGAAAAUAUAGUAAUAGAUAAAAAUUAAAAAUUAAUAUAAUGUUUUAACAGAUUAUGAAAAAUUGUUUGUUACUUUGCCUAAAAAGAAAUUGGCAUUUUACAU
This is a messenger RNA of Rhopalosiphum padi (bird cherry-oat aphid), 2513 nucleotides long. RefSeq names its product KRAB-A domain-containing protein 2-like. Bases 976 to 2331 code for a protein of 451 amino acids. Gene Ontology annotation, molecular function: nucleic acid binding. The transcript has 4 exons. Gene Ontology annotation, biological process: DNA integration. NCBI's taxonomy places the organism in Eukaryota, Metazoa, Arthropoda, Insecta, Hemiptera, Aphididae. The record is from RefSeq and is a predicted model, not a curated record.